AUGGAGUUCUCCACUGGCCGGAAAAGGGUGAUCGACGAGUUGACUCGAGGGCGUGAACUCAUCGACCACCUUCGAGUCAUGCUGGAUGGUGGUGUAUUGAAACUGCCUUUGGCUGAAGGUCUUGUGGACAAAAUAUUGAAUACUUUUAAUGCGAGUCUUUUAAUUCUUAGCCCAACUGUGUCCAACGAGGUUUCUCAAGUUCCGACUGUGAAUUGCGAUGGCCGGAAAUCUGCAGAUGAAAGUUGCAAGACUUCUGAGCCGAAAGAUCAGAGAGGGCGAUACAAGAGAAGAACUUCUGAGUCAUGGACAAAGGAUACCCCAAUUUUGUUUGAAGAUGGCCAUGCCUGGAGAAAAUAUGGACAAAAAGUCAUCCUCAAUGCCAAACAUCCAAGGAGCUACUUGAGGUGCACCCACAAGUAUGAUCAAGGAUGCCAAGCAAGCAAACAAGUGCAGAAAAUUCAAGAUGAUCCACAAAUAUAUAGGACCACAUACUUUGGCCAUCAUACAUGCAAGAAUUUAGUCAACCCUUGUCAAGUCAUCAUGGAUUCCACUGUUAAGGAUUCUUCCUUCAUCAUGAGUUUCGGAUCGGGGUCGACGAGUCUGGCGAUACCAUCAUCCGAUUACUUCGUGGCUCAUGAUCAUCAUCUUAUGGGUGCAUUUUCAUCAGGAGCUGAUCAUGGGGAUGUGAUUGCUUCUGAUUUAUAUUCUUGUACUACAAGUACGUGGAGGGGAGGGGACAGGGACCCUCAGUUGGAUUCAGAUAAAUCAGAUAAAGAAAAAAAGUAUAAUUUCCCGCCAUUGUUAAUAUUUAUCAUUGGUGGUGUUGGCGUUGAUGGUGGUAGUGGUGGUGCAGGUGAUGGUUGUGGUGAUCUGAGCUCCGAGGAGGUGGCGCUCGUGCUUUCAGGGCCAAUUGAGGUGGCACUAGGCUAG
This is a messenger RNA of Fraxinus pennsylvanica, 930 nucleotides long. NCBI's taxonomy places the organism in Eukaryota, Viridiplantae, Streptophyta, Magnoliopsida, Lamiales, Oleaceae. The record is from the annotation of a GenBank genome assembly.